Messenger RNA from Nerophis lumbriciformis (worm pipefish), 1611 nucleotides. RefSeq lists its product as uncharacterized. The record is from RefSeq and is a predicted model, not a curated record. Lineage: Eukaryota; Metazoa; Chordata; Actinopteri; Syngnathiformes; Syngnathidae. Gene Ontology annotation, molecular function: methyltransferase activity; 2-oxoglutarate-dependent dioxygenase activity.
UACAGAUAUGAAAGAAGGCUGUUUUAGUAACACUCUUAAUGUGUGACUCAAACAAGAGAGUUGGGUAGAAGAUAAUGCUGACAUUUAACAGAGUCGCUUUGUAUAAUUGCUUUAUUGUUGAAUGUUAAGGUGGUAUUAUUAAAUAAGUGCCGGUGUCCAGCAAAUCAACAUUUCCAUUUUCUUAGCUUUAAGAUACAAAAAGUUUCUGGACAUCCAUCAUUUAAUCCUUGUGUGGUGUUCAUAUUGUUGUUACUCAGCCAGUGUCUGUGGGUCUGAUGGACCCGUUGCAUUUUGUGGCUUUUAGUGCCUCACAAUCAAACACUUUUAUGUUAAAAUACUGAACAGAUGUUUACCUCAUCCCAAAAAACAUCUGUAAUGAAGUGCUUCGAGAGGCUGGUAAAGGAAUACAUUGUCUCCAGACUUACCCCCCACAUUCGACCCAUACCAGUUUGCUUAUCGCCCUAACCGCUCCACAGAGGACGCCAUCUCCUCUGCACUCCACCUGAGCUAAGAACAUCUGGAAGGAAAGGACACACACGUGCGGAUGUUGUUUCUGGACUUCAGCUCGGCAUUCAACACCAUCAUCCCGCAGCAUUUGACAGACCACAGUCAGUGAGAGUGGGCGACAACACCUCCAGUGCCAUCUCCCUGAGCACCGGCUCCCCCCAGGGCUGCGUCCGAGUCCACUACCGUUUACAUUGAUGACCCAUGACUGCUGCGCCAGGUCCACUACUAACCACAUUGUGAAGUACACAACAGUAGUGGGCCUCAUCCGUGACAACAACGACAUCGACUACAGGGAAGAGGUGAAACAUCUGGUUGACUGGUGCACAACCAACAACCUGGUCCUGAACGUCGACAAGACCAAGGAGAUCAUCGUCGACUUCAGGAAGCACCAGUCCAGCCACACUCCACUCUUCUUCAACGGCACAGCAGUGGAGAUGGUAAGCAGCACCAAGUUCCUGGGGGUGCAGAUAACUGACAAUAUGACCUGGUCCCUACACACCGGAACUCUUGUAAAAAGAGCUCAGCAGCACAUGCACUUUUUGCGUCGGAUGAAAAGAGCACAGCUCGCUCCCCCCAUUCUCACCACUUUCUACAGAGGCACUAUAGAGAGCCUACUGACCAACUGCAUCUCUGUCUGGACUGGAGCCUGCAGUGCCUCAGACUGGAAGUUUCUGCACAGAGUGGUGAGGACGGCGGAAAAGAUCAUCAGGACUCCUCUUCCUCCUAUCCAGGAGAUUGCAAAAAGCCGCUGCCUGACCAGGGCUCAGAAAAUCUGCAAAGACUCCUCCUACCCCCACCAAGGACUGUUUUCACUGCUGGACUCUAGAAAGAGGUCCGCAGCCUCCGCAGCAGAACCUCCAGGUUCUGUAACAGCUUCUUCCCUCAGGCCGUAAGACUAUUGAACGCAUCAUAAUAAUCCCCUCAAUUCCCCCCAAAAAUGGAUUAACUCGCUGGAAUAUAAAGACAAUAUAACAUACAUCCAUAAAACUGGAUGCAUAUGCAAAAGUGCAAUUUAUUUAUCUGUACAGUAAUCUAUUUAUUUAUAUCUGCACCUUAUUGCUUUUUUAUCCUGCACUACCAUGAGCUAAUGCAACAACAUUUCGU